GAGACGGAGUCUCACUCUGUCACCAGGCUCGCGUGUGGUGGCGUGAUCUUGGCUCACUGCAACCUCUGCCUCCCGAGUGAUUCUCCUGCCUCAGCCUCCCGAGUAGUUGGGACUACAGGCAUGCGCCACCACACCCAGCUAAUUUUUGUAUUUGUAGUAGAGAUGGGGUUUCAUCAUGUUGGCCAGGAUGGUCUCGAUCUCUUGACCUUGUGAUCUGCUCCCCUUGGUCUCCCAAAGUGCUUGGAUUACAGGUGUGAGCCACUGCGCCCGGCCCACAACUGGAAUCUUUAAAAAAUCUCCCGUUUGUGUGCACCCUCUCCCGAGGCCCAGGUGUGGGGCUGGACAGGGCUGGGACCUGCCUCUACCUCCCAGGCAUGGCUCCUUUCCUCUCCCUUGUCCUGAAAACAACUGGUUCCUUCCGUCCACAUCCAAUCGCGGUGGAAAAUCACAAACAAGCACAGGAACGUGGCAGCUGACUUGGGUCCCAGACGGGCUCCCCUGUGCUCUGACCGCCCCGUCUCUCCCACGCGGAGGCCGCCCAUGGGGAGCGGGAGAGAGCCCGCCCGUGGGGAGCGGGAGAGAGCCCGCCCGUGGGGAGCGGGAGAGAGCCCGCCCGCCGGCCUUGGUUUUGGUCUGGCUCCUGGGGCCCGUGUGUGACCGAGGACCCAGCCAGCACACCGUCAGAUGCCCGCACUUCCAUGCGCCCUGUCCUGGGCAUUAAGUCUGCACCAUGCAGGCCUUAGAGAAGCAUGUGCUGGAUGUGCGGCCACCAGUGGAAGCUGGACACGCCCUCCCACAGGCCCCUGCCUGCCAGGCCGAGGCUGCUGGGAGAACCCACGGGAAGGGCGGUCACAGACCCGCCAGAAGCGUCCAGACCCAGGCACUCUCCGCAAGCUCCUUCCACAGCCAGCCUCCUGCUCCGGCCACCAGCGAGGCACCAGCCCCGCGUGAUUCUCGUGUCCUCUCCGCGACGGCCGGCCAGGGCUCUCGGGACAGCCUCCACUCCGGUGUGGGGUUCUGGGGUUUGUGCAUCUGACAUAAAUUCCAAGAAGUAAACACCCUCUUAGUUCCCAUCCAAGUCUUGAGAAUUUCCUGUUGUCCCAGCCAGUCUGUGGAGUCACCCACAUCUGCACUUCAUCAGCCCCGAGGCACCGGAACAAGCAGCAGAUGGGCGGCAGGGGACGCAGCCUUCAAAGGUCCUGCAGAAGCUCUGCCGAGACCAUUCUGUGUCAGGACGAGGGCGGCUGGCGAACAGCGGCUUGACGAUCAUGCUUGCCGAGGCCGCCCCCUCCCUCCGUGUCCCUGUUCUGUGCUAGGGCUCCCACUCUGCUGGGUAUAUGGGAGCCGCAGGCACAUAUGUGGGAGGGGGCAGUGGGACUCCACCGUGACCAAGACCCCAAGCAACAGGGAUAGCAGGAGGGUGUGACGUGCUGUGGGGGAAGCCCACCACCCAGCUGCGAGUCCCCUUACUGGGAGUCACCCCCGAGAGCCACAGAUCCUCCCAGGAGGGUCGCUUUUAACUUACAUGCUGCUCCCAGGCCUUCCGCCCUCCCGUGCCCAGCCUGCCAUAGCGCACAGGGUUAGAAGCGGCGUGACAGCUGAGGGCACAGGGACCUGGAGCACCCCAGAAGUGCCAGGAGGGUGGGGGCCGAUGCUGGCCUCUGCGAACCAGGACUUCUGGGGGUGCUGCCGCUGUGUAGGAGUCUGGCUGUGGCCUCCUCCCCACUCAACCUGAGGAAAGGACCAGAAGGGGCCGCUGAGACAAUCAAACGUGUCCUCUGGGCUCUGAAACCCAGCACUGGCUUUUUGUUGGAAGUUAGCCAUUUGAAGACUCCCGAAAGAUUAAUGGUUUAGUUAAUUAAGGAGGAAAUAAAUUCUUCCCCCACGGAAACUUUUGGGAGACUUCCCUUUCAAGGCCCCCUUCUGCACCGUGUGCUUAGGAACACUGAGUGUUUGAGACACUGCACCCCCGUCCACCUCCGAGGAGCAGGGCACAGGCAGGAAGGGCUGGGGACAUCCCCCCAGGGCCUUCCGAGCCACCCGGGAGAGUGGGGGCCGGCAGCACCACUGUGCCCUGCAAGCCCCGUCAGGUUCCGGGGGCUGCGAACAGAAACAGAAACAGCAACUUUUCCCUGGGCACAAGCCAAGGAAGAGGGGAAAGGAGAAACCUGACGGACACGUCUGCGACAAAUCCCCGGGGAAAAUCCCCCACAGGCACGUCCCUCAGGAAGCCAGUGGAGAAACGCUUCUCAGGACCCAGCACGCACCACGGGCUGGUGAGGACGGAGCUGCUGCCUUUCUGGAACAGACACAGGGCGUGUGUGGGGAACCUUGCUUCAGCUGUGGAUAUACAGAGCCACACGCCAACGUGUGAAUGGAGACUGGUCCCAGGAAAUGGCAGUUCUCGGGACCGCCCUGAGCCAGGGCCCAAGCACGGGCAGUGCACGGACAGGAAACGGUCAAAGCUCUGCUGUUACCACAGGCUGGGAACAGGACUCUCUGUCCCAGCACUGUCUUGGGCGUGUGCCCAUGAACGGUUUGCACGGAUGUGGGACACCUGCAUUCACGAAGCUUUCGAGCCUGGGUAGGCUGGGAAUCCCAUGCUGGGUUUGGGGUCUCUGGAGAUGGGACAGAGUAUGAGACCCUCUCGUGGUGUCUGCCCAGCUAGGCAGAAUAAUUCUGAGCAGAAUAGACGAAGAUGCUUCUGAGCUCCCCGGCAGCAUAAGCUCUGCCCGAGAGCCUGACCACUCACAAGGUGACCUGCCUAGUCCUGUCCCCAGCUGUGGGGCGUGACCGUUCCCAUCAAUAGCAGAGGUGGCCCAGGCCCCACAUGACAUUCGUUCUGUUCCAGGCCCCGCUGAGAGCCCCACCCGGCACAUCCAGAAUCUUACCCUUCUUGCCACCUAAGAAUGACCUGGCCCCGAGGUCCUCCAAGUACAGGUCCCUGGCCCUGCAGGUCUGGGUGAACUUGCUCCCUCCAGGCACACGGGUCUCUCCCCUUCCCAGCAAUCCUGUGAUAUCUGCCCCCCUUUUGAGAGCAGCAUUCUCGUGGCGGGGACAGGCCUGGAACACGCGGGCGGGGGGAGGCUUGUGGUUCCUAUGGUCCUGGGGGCAACUGGAUGGCUGGGGGGUGUGAAGUCCCCAGGGCAGGCAACAGUCGCUCAGUACCAGCCUCCAGGCCCCGGGGGCCACCAGGCUUAAAAGCAACAGGCGAGAUGAGGGGUCUGUCCCGCACCCGGCAUCCCUGGCCUCUCCUCUGGGACAGGAAGAUGGGGAGGGGCGGCAGGAGGUGGGCCUGGAGCAGGGCCUCAGAAGUCUCCCGGCCUUUCCCAUCAGGAAGCACAUCCUGUUGGUGUCUGGCUGCCGUGGCAGGGCCGCUAUUUGUUGCGGUUGGCUACGCCCUCCAGCUCACCAAAAACAGUCUCAAAAACAACCAUUUCCUCUCUGCUGAGAGCCAGGGAAGGCGAGCUCUGCGCACACGGGCGUCCCUGCAGCAGCCACUCUGCUUUCCAGGACCAGCCAACUGCCCUGGAGGCAUCCACACAGGUGCCCAGGCAGCACAGAGGAGCUGUGAACCCGCUCCACACCGGCCACCCUGCCCGGAGCCUGGCACUCACAGCGGGCCGGUGCUAAGGAGUGUGGCGCGGGCUCGACUCCCACUGCUGGCGGCCUCCCGAGUGGCUCUGUUUUCCACUGCUGCAGGCGAGAAGAGGCACGCGCGGCGCAGGCCGGCCUCCGCUUCCCGGGAAGACGGCGCACUCCUGGCCCUGGGUUCUUGCUGCUGCCCACCCUCUCCUCCCUGGGAUGGGCCCCGAGGCGAGCAGCUUCAGCACAGGCCUGGCCCUACUCCAGGUGCAGGAAGGAGGAUAAAGCCGGGCCGAGAGGCGGCACACCUGGACCAUCCCAUGGGCCUCCGCCCGCGCCGCCCCGAGGAUGAGUGGUGAUGUCCUCUAGCCACCCCUAGCAGCGUCGGCUCUCCCUGGACGUGCGGCCGCGGACUGGGACUUGGCUUUCUCCGGAUAAGCGGCGGCACCGGCAUCAGCGAUGACCGUGCAGAGACUCGUGGCCGCGGCCGUGCUGGUGGCCCUGGUCUCACUCAUCCUCAACAACGUGGCGGCCUUCACCUCCAACUGGGUGUGCCAGACGCUGGAGGAUGGGCGCAGGCGCAGCGUGGGGCUGUGGAGGUCCUGCUGGCUGGUGGACAGGGCCCGGGGAGGGCCGAGCCUUGGGGCCAGAGCCGGCCAGGUGGACGCACGUGACUGUGAGGCGCUGGGCUGGGGCUCCGAGGCGGCCGGCUUCCAGGAGUCCCGAGGCACCGUCAAACUGCAGUUCGACAUGAUGCGCGCCUGCAACCUAGUGGCCACGGCCGCGCUCGCCGCAGGCCAGCUCACCUUCCUCCUGGGGCUGGUGGGCCUGCCCCUGCUGUCACCCGACGCCCCGUGCUGGGAGGAGGCCAUGGCCGCUGCAUUCCAACUGGCGAGUUUUGUCCUGGUCAUCGGGCUCGUGACUUUCUACAGAAUUGGCCCAUACACCAACCUGUCCUGGUCCUGCUACCUGAACAUUGGCGCCUGCCUUCUGGCCACGCUGGCGGCAGCCAUGCUCAUCUGGAACAUUCUCCACAAGAGGGAGGACUGCAUGGCCCCCCGGGUGAUUGUCAUCAGCCGUUCCCUGACGGCGCGCUUUCGCCGUGGGCUGGACAAUGACUACGUGGAGUCACCAUGCUGAGUCGCCCUUCUCAGCACUCCAUCGACGCACACCUGCUAUCGUGGAACAGCCUAGAAACCAAGGGACUCCACCACCAAGUCACUUCCCCUGCUCGUGCAGAGGCACGGGAUGAGUCUGGGUGACCUCUGCGCCAUGCGUGUGAGACGCGUGUGCGUUUACUGUUAUGUCGGUCAUAUGUCUGUAUGUGUCGUGGGCCAACCUCGUUCUGCCUCCAGCUUUCCUGGUUAGCGCAACGCGGCUCCAUGGCCACACGCGCUUCAGGGUGGAAGCUGGAAGCUGAGACACAGGUUAGGUGGCGCGAGGCUGCCCUGCACUCCGCUUUGCUUUGGGAUUAAUUUAUUCUGCAUCUGCUGAGAGGGGCACCCCAGCCAUAUAUUACACUUUGGUAAAGCAGAAAACCAGGAAAAUUUUCUUAAAAUAUCCACAAUAUUCCUUGAGUGAGUCAGAAUCUAUAGCCGGUUAGUGAUGGUUUCAGACAGAAUCGUGUUCGUGUCUGUUUUGCUCGAUUCCUUUCCUAAGUUAAAUAAAUGCAAGCCUCUGAA
Molecule: messenger RNA, 5267 nt
Organism: Gorilla gorilla gorilla (western lowland gorilla)
Lineage: Eukaryota; Metazoa; Chordata; Mammalia; Primates; Hominidae
Gene: TMEM204
Product: transmembrane protein 204
Exons: 4
Coding region: 4045-4725 (226 amino acids)
Biological process (GO): smooth muscle cell differentiation; regulation of vascular endothelial growth factor receptor signaling pathway; lymph vessel development
Cellular component (GO): plasma membrane
Source: RefSeq, a predicted model, not a curated record